AACGUCAUCACCGCGCGACAGGUAUAAAGUUGAGUGGGUUUUCCCUGACACAAUUCCCAGCCAUUUGGCUCCUCAGAAUUUGGGGUGGCUUAUGGGGGUCUUCGAGUAGUUCCCGACCGGCGGGCAGCAGCGGCCCGGCAAGAGUCCUUCGCUCCUGGGUGGCCCGCGCCCAGCUCUGAUAUCUUGGGGAUCAUCACCUUUACCUUAACUUCUGGCCACGGUCUGUCGCUAAGAUGAGCACCCGCCCUUGUUUUGACCCUGAACGUCGAGUCCGGAGCACGUUGAAGAAGGUCUUUGGGUUUGACUCUUUUAAGACACCUUUACAGGAGAGUGCGACCUUGGCCGUAGUGAGAGGUGACAAGGAUGUCUUUGUGUGCAUGCCCACAGGGGCAGGAAAAUCCCUUUGCUAUCAGCUCCCUGCUCUGUUGGCCAAAGGCAUCACCAUCGUAAUCUCUCCACUCAUUGCUUUGAUUCAGGACCAAGUGGAUCACUUGCUGGCUCUGAAGGUACGAGUGAGUUCCCUGAACUCUAAACUCUCAGCACAGGAGAAAAAGGAGCUGCUCUCUGAUCUAGAGCGAGAAAAGCCAGAGACCAAACUUCUGUACAUUACGCCGGAGAUGGCGGCUUCGGCCUCCUUCCAGCCCACGCUGAACUCACUGGUGUCCCGUCACCUGCUCUCCUACCUGGUGGUGGACGAAGCUCAUUGUGUUUCUCAGUGGGGGCACGACUUCCGUCCUGACUACUUGCGUCUGGGUACCCUCCGUUCCCGCCUGGCACAUGCCCCGUGUGUAGCUCUGACUGCCACAGCCACCCCGCAAGUCCGAGAGGAUGUAUUUGCUGCCCUGCACCUGAAGCAGCCAGUUGCCACCUUCAAGACUCCCUGCUUUCGGGCCAACUUGUUCUAUGACGUGCAGUUCAAAGAGCUGCUUUCUGAUCCCUACGGGAACCUGCGGGACUUCUGCCUUAAGGCUCUUGGACAGAAAGCUGGUAAAGGGUUGCUGUCCGGCUGCGGCAUUGUCUACUGCAGGACCAGAGAGGCUUGCGAACAGCUGGCCACGGAGCUCAGUUACAGGGGACUGAGUGCCAAGGCUUACCAUGCAGGGCUGAAGGCUUCCGAAAGAACACUGGUGCAGAAUGAGUGGAUGGAGGAGAAGGUCCCUGUCAUUGUUGCAACCAUUAGUUUUGGGAUGGGAGUGGACAAAGCCAAUGUCAGGUUUGUCGCUCACUGGAAUAUUGCCAAGUCUAUGGCUGGGUACUACCAAGAGUCUGGCCGGGCAGGCAGGGACGGGAAGCCUUCCUGGUGCCGUCUCUAUUACUCCAGGAACGACCGGGACCAAGUCAGUUUCCUGAUCAGGAAGGAAGUAGCAAAACUCCAGGAAAAGAGAGGGACCAAAGCGUCUGAUAAAGCUGCUAUCCUGGCCUUUGAUGCCCUGGUGACCUUCUGUGAAGAACUGGGGUGCCGCCAUGCUGCCAUUGCCAAGUACUUUGGGGAUGCGCCCCCCGCCUGCACCAAGGGCUGUGACCACUGCCGGGACCCUGUGGCCCUGCGGAAGCAGCUGGAGGCCUUGGAGCACAGAAGCAGCUGGAACAAGACUUGCAUCGGGCCUUCUCAGGGGAAUGGCUUUGACCCUGAGCUGUAUGAAGGAGGCCGCCGGGGCUAUGGGGGUUUCAGCAGGUACGAUGAAGGUUCUGGAGGCAGUGGGGACGAGGGCAGAGACGAGGCCCACAAGCGGGAGUGGAAUCUCUUCUACCAGAAGCAGAUGAGCCUACGCAAGGGCAAAGACUCCAAGACAGAAGAAUUUGUACCUCCAGAUGAGGACUGUCCCCUGAAAGAGGCUUCUAGCAGGAAGAUCCCCCGCCUCACUGUGAAGGCCCGGGAGCACUGCCUGGGGCUUCUGGAGGAGGCUCUGAGCAGUAACCACCAGGCCACAGGUCCCACCCAUGGUGGUUGCAGAUCUUGCAGUCCCAGGGGGGCAGGCUUCACCAGGACUGAGGGGCUGCCAGUGCCUGCUGGACAACCUGAUCUCCAGGCCAAGGCUGUGGAGCUGGAACAUGCCAUGUUCCGAAAUGCCAAGGCAGCCAACCUAUACAAGGCCAGCGUGCUGAAGAAGGUGGCUGAGAUCCACAGAGCCUCCAAGGAUGGGCAGCUCUACGACAUGGGAGAUGCUGCCAGGAGCUGCAGUGAGCCGGCCCGGCCCCCAGAACCCACCGAGUAUGACAUCCUGCCGGCCUCCCAGGUGUACUCGCCCAAACCCAAGCGGGUGGGAGCUGGUUUCCCCAGAGGCUCCUGCUCAUUCCAGACGGCCACUGAGCUGAUGCAGAAGACGUGCGCUAAGGAGCGAGCCCCCCAGCCCAUGCGGGGAAGUGAGCAGGGGCCCCCCAGCCAGCCCUGUGGCCUCCAGCGGGAGGGCUGUAGUGAGCCCCUCCCCGGGCCCGGAGGAGAGGCCCCUGGAAGCAGUGCUCAUUGUAGGAGGUCCUCCCCUGAGACGCUGAAAAGCUCCUCCACGAAGGCCGGUGCCAAGGCCCGGGCCAGCAAGCAGCAGCAGCUCCUAGCUGCGGCGGCCCUCAAGGAUUCACAGAACAUCGCCCGCUUCUGCCAGAGGGCCAAGAGCCCAUCUCCCCUCACCUCAGCCCCAGGGGCAGAAGGUGCCGGCCCUUCCUGUGAGGGAGUGCGGGGACCCCCAGCAGCCCCAGAAAAGUGCUCAGGAGAGGAGGAUGGAGCCCUGGGGUGUUCAGCUGUGCCCUCCCAGACCAAGGAGUGCACCAGGGAGAGGCCAAGAGCCUGCACACUCAGAGACCAGGACCCCCCUGAAGGCCAGCCCACCCCCUCAGAGGAGACACACAGGGGCAAGCGGUCCAGACCCCAGCAGGAGAACCCAGAGAACCAGGCUCAGAAGAGGCCUCGCCCCUCAGCUAAUGCCUCCAUCUUAGCCGAGGCCAAGGACAGCAUCUCGGCCAGCAAUCCGGGCAUCUUGAACCCCACAGUGCAAGAUUCCUGCCUUCUCCCAGCCCCUGGCAUCUCCCUCAAGGAGGCCGCAAAUGUUGUGGUCAAAUGCCUGACUCCUUUCUACAAGGAGGGCAAGUUUGCAUCCAAGGAAUUAUUUAAAGCCUUUGCCCGCCACCUCUCACACUCGCUGACUCAGAAGGCCUCUCCUGGAAGGAGUGUGAAGGAAGAGGCCCAGGAUUUCAUCAAGCAGUUUUUUCACGGUCGGGCCCGGUGCGAGAGUGAAGCUGACUGGCACGGUCUGUGUGACCCGCAGAGAUGACCAGCUCCUACCCGCUAGGGCCGGAGUGCCCCCCCCCCCGCCUCAGCUGUGGGCCAGCCUGGGCCUCACUCAGGAACAGGGAGGGGGGAAGCCUGCAGCCGUCAGGGGCACCAGCUUUGCUCAGGGUCCGUAUCUUCCAGCUAUAUUUGGAGAUGGCCCCCGUCACCUCCCAAAUCAAGGCCAAAGGCUGGAACUAGCUACUUUCUGCUUGCAGGGUCUGAGGGCUUCCUCCUCCUAGCCUCCCUGCCUCUCUCAGCUGGGUUUUCUGAACCAGAUCCCCAGAUUAGAAGGGGGUGGGGUGGGGGUGGUGGCUGCUGCCAGAGGAACAGGAGGAAAGAGUGGUCCCUCUGCCUCUUGUGGUUGAAUUGUAGGCCAGGGUGAGGCCACCAGUCCGAGGCCCGGGGCCACUUCAGGAAGAGUCCUGCUGGCCUUGGGUUCUGGGCCCACUAGCCCUUUCCCUCAUGAUGCCAGCUUCCGGCCUGGCCCCAGGUGCAGAGCUCGGGAGCAGGGGAGCAGCUGGGCCCUGCUCUCUGCUCAGGUCCUGGUCAGGAAGGCUGGGCUGGACAGAGACUUAGCAGAAAAAUAAAGUCCUGUUGGAUUUGAGACACACACGCCCACAAAACACGGCCUUUUUCUCUUGGGAGUUUUAUUUUCUAACUGUUUGCUUCCCCCA
Lontra canadensis (Northern American river otter) is the source of this 3939-nucleotide messenger RNA. It is a transcript of the gene RECQL5, whose product is annotated as RecQ like helicase 5. Gene Ontology annotation, cellular component: chromosome; cytoplasm. Gene Ontology annotation, biological process: double-strand break repair via homologous recombination. Lineage: Eukaryota; Metazoa; Chordata; Mammalia; Carnivora; Mustelidae. The record is from RefSeq and is a predicted model, not a curated record. Gene Ontology annotation, molecular function: ATP binding; four-way junction helicase activity; 3'-5' DNA helicase activity.